AUGCGCAUCAUGCAGGGCCUGGUGGAGGGCGUGACCUCCCCCGCCUGUCACGGCAUCUGGAGCAAGUGGGCGCCGCCGCUGGAGCGGAGCCGGCUGGCGACCACGGCCUUCUGCGGUGGGGUUGCUGUGGGGUUGCUGUCGGCCCUGCCCCACCUGGUGAUGACCAUCGUGGUGCCCAUCGGGGGCCAGAUCGCCGAUUUCCUGCGCUCCCGCGGGAUCAUGUCCACCACCAACGUGCGCAAGAUGAUGAACUGCGGCGGUUUUGGCAUGGAGGCCACGCUGCUGCUGGUGGUGGGCUACUCGCGCUCCCGCGCCGUCGCCAUCUCCUUCCUGGUGCUGGCCGUGGGCUUCAGCGGCUUCGCCAUCUCGGGGUUCAACGUGAACCACCUGGACAUCGCGCCGCGCUACGCCAGCGUGCUGAUGGGGCUGAGCAACGGCGUGGGGACGCUGUCGGGGAUGGUGUGUCCCCUGAUCGUGGGGGCCCUGACGCGCCACAAGACGCGCGAGGAGUGGCAGUGGGUGUUCCUGAUCGCCGCGCUCGUGCACUACGGGGGCGUGGCCUUCUACGGCGCCUUCGCUUCCGGGGAGCCGCAGCCGUGGGCGGAGCCUCCGCGCGAGGAGGCGGAGCCUCUGGCGCCGGGGGGCGUGGCCAGCGACGAGGAGGAGGAGGAUGAGGAGGGGGAGGGGGUGGGGUUGCUGUCGGCCCUGCCCCACCUGGUGAUGACCAUCGUGGUGCCCAUCGGGGGCCAGAUCGCCGAUUUCCUGCGCUCCCGCGGGAUCAUGUCCACCACCAACGUGCGCAAGAUGAUGAACUGCGGCGGUUUCGGCAUGGAGGCCACGCUGCUGCUGGUGGUGGGCUACUCGCGCUCGCGCGCCGUCGCCAUCUCCUUCCUGGUGCUGGCCGUGGGCUUCAGCGGCUUCGCCAUCUCGGGGUUCAACGUGAACCACCUGGACAUCGCGCCGCGCUACGCCAGCGUGCUGAUGGGGCUGAGCAACGGCGUGGGGACGCUGUCGGGGAUGGUGUGUCCCCUGAUCGUGGGGGCCCUGACGCGCCACAAGACGCGCGAGGAGUGGCAGUGGGUGUUCCUGAUCGCCGCGCUCGUGCACUACGGGGGCGUGGCCUUCUACGGCGCCUUCGCUUCCGGGGAGCCGCAGCCGUGGGCGGAGCCUCCGCGCGAGGAGGCGGAGCCUCUGGCGCCGGGGGGCGUGGCCAGCGACGAGGAGGAGGAGGAUGAGGAGGGGGAGGGGGAGGGAGAAUAA
Molecule: messenger RNA, 1260 nt
Organism: Passer montanus (Eurasian tree sparrow)
Lineage: Eukaryota; Metazoa; Chordata; Aves; Passeriformes; Passeridae
Product: vesicular glutamate transporter 1-like
Exons: 11
Coding region: 1-1260 (419 amino acids)
Biological process (GO): synaptic transmission, glutamatergic; regulation of synapse structure or activity; neurotransmitter loading into synaptic vesicle
Cellular component (GO): excitatory synapse; synaptic vesicle membrane
Molecular function (GO): neurotransmitter transmembrane transporter activity; L-glutamate transmembrane transporter activity
Source: RefSeq, a predicted model, not a curated record